Messenger RNA from Octopus bimaculoides (California two-spot octopus), 2390 nucleotides. RefSeq lists its product as uncharacterized. The record is from RefSeq and is a predicted model, not a curated record. Gene Ontology annotation, biological process: mRNA splicing, via spliceosome. Gene Ontology annotation, molecular function: RNA binding. NCBI's taxonomy places the organism in Eukaryota, Metazoa, Mollusca, Cephalopoda, Octopoda, Octopodidae. Gene Ontology annotation, cellular component: U2 snRNP; catalytic step 2 spliceosome; precatalytic spliceosome.
CUAAUAAUUUAUAAUAUGAAAUAUCUAUGUCAUCUUAUGCAUAUACUCUUUUAUGUGUUUCAGUCAUUUGACUGUGGCCAUGCUGGAGCACCGCCUUUAGUCGAAGAAAUCGACCCCGGGACUUAUUCUUUGAAUGUGAAGAACAUCCAGAAACUUAGUCAAAAGGAACUAGAAUUGGGUUUAGUUGGCAAAAAAUCUUGGCACGACCAGUACAAAGACAGUGCCUGGAUAUUUAUUGGUGGACUCCCUUAUGAUUUGACAGAAGGAGAUGUGAUCUGCGUAUUUUCACAAUAUGGUGAAGUUGUGAACAUUAACCUGGUUCGGGAUAAGAAAACUGGUCAGUCAUUGGGCUAUGGCUUUCUCUGCUAUGAAGACCAAAGAAGUACAGUUCUGGCUGUUGACAACCUUAACGGUAUAAAGAUACUAAGUCGCACAAUACGGGUAAACCAUGUUGAAAAUUACCGACAACCAAAAGAUACUGGGGAAGAGAGCAACACUGUGAAGAAAUUACGGAUUGAAGGUUGUGCUCCUAAAAUUCAAGACUCCUCGUCUUCAGAAGAAGGGGAAGUCAAAGAUUCCCCUCCCUCUCCGCCAAAAAGAACAAAGAAAGAUAAACUUGAACGCAAAAUUCGGAAAAAGUCCAAAAAGCGCAAGAAAAAGAAAUCUGAAUCCAAAAGAGAAGAUUCGGAUGAUUCUUCGUCUAAAUCGAGCAGUAAUUCUCAAGUUGGUGCAAGUUCCGGUGCUUAUGUAUCCGAUGUUGAAGUAACUCACAGAGGCCAUGCAGAAUCUCCAAAUUCAACCAUGAACAAGUAUUCGCAACAUCCUGUCCCCUCCCGCAGAACAAACAACAACAACAACCUAAGCACGAAGGCACCGUUUUGCCCCAAGCGGAAAUACAAUGACUGCAAUGAAAAAUACGAUUCCAAGUCACGGUUUGUAGCCUCGUCUUCAUCAAAUACGUAUGGAGAUGCUGGCAACCGUGUCCGCCCACAGGACAACAGAUUUGACGGCCGGAGAGAAUACAGCAGGAAUAACAAUGAUAGGUUUACCAAUUCGUGGAGCAACAGAUUUGACGGGGUACGACACACUACCUACGGGAUUCGUUCACCACACAAAGAGAGACAAGAAUUCAGAGAUUAUGAACAAGACGAGUACAGGGAAGAGGUGAGGGAGUCUGACCGAGUGUCCAGGUAUUCAACGCGUGGCGAGAGCUAUCGUGGCCGAGAGGAUGUCUAUGCACGGCGUGAGUCUGGCUAUGGGAGAGGAACCUAUCCAUCGAGGGGUGGAGGUGUUUAUGUACAACGAGAAGGUGGCUAUCCGCCACGGGAAGGCGGUACCGGCUUACUCAGAGAUCCUGUCUUUCCUCCAAGAGACCCCAACUAUGCCCAUAGAGGAGGAGAAACUGGGUUCCCUCAACGGGACAGCAAUUAUCAACCGAGAAACUCCGGUUACUCUCAGAGAGACGACAAUUAUUCUAGAGACAAUCGACAUGGGAAAAGAGACGAGAGCUAUUCACAGCGAGACGGAAGGUUUCAGUCAAGAGACACCGGUUACCUGCAGAGAGAAACAACAAACUACAGACAAAGAGGCACUCUUUACGUGGAGCGGGAACGUGUUUACCCGCAAAGAGACAGAAAUUACACGGAAAGGAUCCGUACUGGUACAGAGAGAAGUCGGAACUAUUCUGAUGGGCCAAGCACAGACCACGUGAGGGUUGGUGGGGAAGACUAUCGCAGAGAACGAUCGUAUCGACUCAGUGAUGACUCUAGGGAACGCAACUACAACAGGAAACCCGAGUAUGAGCGUGACAGAAAACGCAGCGACCGGCCUUAUGAAAGGAGAGAGCGAUAGCCUUUAUCAGAGACCUUAGGAUUUUAAACAGAAACAAAAACAAAAUUGAAAUUUCUAUUAAAAAAAAUCAACAAAAAGCAUGUUAUAUAAAAUUUGUUAGCUUUCUAAGAUGACCUUGAUUAUAAUUUAUUGAAAGCUAAGUAAAUCUGGUUUUAUACAAGCAAAAGAAAAAGAAUACAACCUUCCAGUGAAAAGAUUUCAUAUUGUUUCUUAAAUCAUUAUGGUUACAUGGUAGUGUUAACCACCAUCUCCCUGUCACCCCACCUCCCACCUUUCACACAUGCAUAUUUUUCAUGUUGAAAAAAAUUUUUUUUUUUUUCAAAAAUAUACAUUGAUGGAUAUCAUUAGGCACAUGCACACUCAGUUACAUACACACACACAAACAUCUGUUUCUGUGUCAGCAAAAAAUUUUUUAAUCUUCUGUGACUUCAGAAGAAAAAAAACUAAGACUUCUUUGAAUAAAUAGUUUAUUUACAGAACUAAAGUGCAAAGAAUGGAGAUUCUUAGAUUGAUUAAAAAAACUCUCAUCAAUUCAUAAA